Hyaloperonospora brassicae is the source of this 2715-nucleotide messenger RNA. The record is from the annotation of a GenBank genome assembly. Lineage: Eukaryota; Oomycota; Peronosporomycetes; Peronosporales; Peronosporaceae.
AUGGACGCUGCCCCGUCUGCCGCCCCCGACGUGUCAGACGCGACGCCAGUAAAGAAACGUCGGGCCUCAACGACGACUGCUACGACUGCUACGACUGCUACUUCGACCAGCAGCAGCAGCAGCAGCACUGGCGCCAGUCAACGCCCGGUUUUGCAUAGCGUUACUUCAGCAAUGGCCCCAACGGACCGCGAGCCAGUUGAGGGCACCGAGUGGCCGCUCGUGAGGCCCACUGAGCCGAAGAAUCCAUUGCUGGCGGCGUUGGGCGGGACGCCGCGCGCCCCUUUUGAGGCGACUGCGGCCGUCGGAGUGCCGCCGCGAAGGGAGCGACGUGCGGCGCCUGUGGGGCUGUGGGCCGACGAGGAACAGAAAACAGACCGCGCGGUCGCUGCUGCGCAAGAGGCAGUGCGGCGCUGCAGUGGGGCAGCAGAUGUGUGCGACGUCGCAGGUCCCGUGUCGGACCCGACACCGACCAGAGCGAGCGCGGCGCUGGGAGGUGGGGCAGUCUCGUUAAUUGGGAAGCGCAAACGGGAGGACAAGAGGGCAGCGACUGUGCUGUCGGAGUUUGUGGCGUACGCGCGAGAACACAUUCACAGCCAAGAAGUGGGGGACGAGGGGUUCUCGAUCGACCCGUCAGAACGGGCGGUCGAGCACCGCGCGAGUAAAGUCGUGCGGCGGGAGAUCCUGAUUGCCUCACCGGCUGCGCACGACGAGGAGGACUACGACGGCAGUGGACGACUGCCGCUGGUGAAAAUGAACGAGGUCGAAGCGGCGCUGACGCCGUCGGAGCACUUUGACUUGCAGCCGACCGACAUUAUCUUGCACGUGUUUGCCUUCUUGGUGACGGCAAAAGACCUGCAGAACAUGUCGCAAGUGUCGAAGAAGUGGAAAGAGCUGACGAGUCGGCGGUCGUUGUAUCGUUCGCUGCCGAGUGUGACACAGGAAGGGUCAGUCAACUGGAUCAAUUUCAAGAACUUGGGCAUCAAGAACAAGGGGACCGAAGGCACUUGCAUCAAAUGCUGCCAGCGCUCGACUGGAAAAAUCCUGGCUAUGAAAAAGGCUCGAGUUUUUCCCAAGGGAGAAGGAGUCCCGUAUUAUAUGCUCAGAGAGCUAGCUGUCCUGAAAGGGAUCAAGCACGAUCACAUUGCGUCCCUCGAGCUGAUAAGUCUCGCUAAAGACGAACUCCAUGUGUUUUUUCCUUACGUGGACAAGACGCUGCACGAAGUCAUCAAUCCAACAGGGGACCCGUCCGGUGGCCGCGUAUUGUCGGAGACUGUGAUUCGCAAGCUGCUUCACCAACUCCUGGAUGCAAUCGCGUACUGCCAUCGCCGCGGAGUGUUACACCGUAAUUUGAAACCUAAACAUUUGUUGAUCAAUGCGCCUGACACGGAGACACUCAGUGACGCUACGCUCCAAAUCUCUGACUUUGCACUGGUGAGAGCAACGGGGAUUCCUCGGCGAACGUACACGAUGGAGGUAGUAACGUUGUGGUACCGUCCUCCAGAGAUACUAAUGGGGGUGCGCGGCUAUUCCUCUGCGGUCGACAUAUGGUCUGUGGGCUGCAUUUUUGCUGAGAUGGCCCAGGGCAAGCCGCUGUUCACGGGCAUCUCCGAAAUUGACCAGCUGUUUCAAAUUUUCAGCAAGCUGUCAACGCCAACGUCUGAGACGUGGCCAGGCUUUUCAUCGUUGCCCAACUAUCACUUUGAGUUUCCUCACUGGAAGCGUCGACCCCUGAAUCGUUUAUUUCCAAGGAUCUCGGAUCUUGGCAUCGAUCUGCUGACUAAGCUUCUCGUGUACAACCCCGACCAAAGAAUUACAGCCGAAGACGCGCUUCGCCACCCAUACUUCUCAAACGAGGCUUUUGCGUUUCUGCCGCUCACGCCAAAGAUUCCAAUGGACCAAAUGUGCUACACAAUGAGUCGAGCCCGGAUUGGCUCUACUCCAGAGCACGUGGAUUUGUUCCAUGCUUACUUGCGUCAGACAGAGCUAGAGUCGUGGAAAGAAAUUAAGUAUUUGAGCCGACAGAAAACACUUCGGCCGGCACACCGGUCGAUGCUUGUCGAUUGGCUGAUCGAAGUGGUGGACGUGUUUGAAAUGUGCCUACGAACCGCGUUCUUGGCAGUCAAUUACACCGACCGGUACUUGGAUAUCGUAAUGGUGAAAAAGACGCAGUUUCAAUUACUCGGGGCGACUUGUUUGCACGUCGCUUCUAAAUGCGAGGACGUUUCCUAUAUUGGGGUGGAAGAUCUCGCGAUGUGCGCCGAUAACGUGUAUACAUCCGUGGAAGUGUUGGAAAUGGAAGAGAAGUUGUUGAAUACGCUCAACUUUACGCUCUCGGUGCCCACCGCUUUGGACUUUUUGAAUAUAUACGAGCGCAUGAUCCCGCCCAUCCAGAAAAAGACGUCCAUGCUGGCGCACUACUUGCUUGAGCUGGCAUUACAAGAGUACCAGUUUUUGAAGUAUUUGCCGUCUGUGGUAGCUACAUGCUGCCUUUCGAUGGCAAUGUACACCGUGGAUGGGUUCCCGAUGACGAAGGAGCUAGUGGACGCUUGCCAGUACAAUUGGUCGGGUCUCAAGGGGUGCAUGGGCGAGCUCCAGACGUUGUACUCCAACUCACCGUCAAACAACCUGGCGGUGAUAAAAAAACGCUACUCGAAGGCUGAGCGGUGUCAAGUGGCGAAUGUUCUCCCGCCGACGUCGUUCAACAUGGCAUUCUAG